This is a messenger RNA of Myxocyprinus asiaticus (Chinese sucker), 1536 nucleotides long. RefSeq lists its product as uncharacterized. The record is from RefSeq and is a predicted model, not a curated record. Bases 194 to 1114 code for a protein of 306 amino acids. NCBI's taxonomy places the organism in Eukaryota, Metazoa, Chordata, Actinopteri, Cypriniformes, Catostomidae. The transcript is spliced from 3 exons.
AGGUCGAUGGGGGUGCGAAUGGCUACUUAAGGGUGCCAGACAAAACCAGGGGGAGGAGAGUCAGAAGCCAGAAUUCAAAUUCUGAGCUUAUUGUCAGAGCAGGAGGAUUUAACCUCUCAAUCGUAUCGUGGAGAGCCCCAUAUAAGCAUCUCAGUGGCGUAACACCACUGGCGGAUUUAUUUGGAUACUAGAGAUGGCCACCGUAACGCACACAUUGAUUCCUCUGCUGUUUCUCGCUUUCAUGGCUUUUCCCAUUGGAGUACAGUGCCGAUCUUUGCGUGCACACAUUCGUAAGAUGACAUCGUUUCAAGGAGAGCGAAAAAUCCGUAUUGGACACGUCCAGAAAAGGAUCCGUCGCGAACCGGGCUCCGAGCGUGACCAGUGCGCCCUCCUGAACGCACCGUGGACGGAGAACAGCACUCGAUUGGGUGACUGGGGGCAAAUGUAUCGCCUUAAGAUAUUAACGACGAUGAGUGAUGGUCCACGUCGUGCUGUUUUCCCAGAGCAACCCCUCUUCCGAUUCGUUAGACGGGUGUAUCGCUGUUGUCAGUUGGGGUACCACUGUGGAAGUGUCAAAGGAAUACAAGGGCGUAAACUUGGAGACUUCAACAUUGAGUUUCUUCUCGGUGAGUAUGUGCUGUCAGCACCGUUGGUGAGAGCAGAAGUUCAUUUUCACUUUUCAAACCCUCAACACUUCAACAUCCAACCUGUGCUGCCUUCAUUGGAGAAACGAGGCUUCCCUACCAGAUACAGUGUCUGGAUGAGGGAUGGGGUAGUGGAGCUAAGAGUGGAUCUACUUGGCCUCUUCCAGGCACUGCAGCUGGCCAUCGGUGGAGCCAGUAGAGCCCCCAGUCUGAUGGAAAUGCAUCGGGUGAGGGGCCUGACCAGACCAAGGGCCCUUGGCCAAAGGGAAAGUCCUCCAGGCCUUCGAGACACAGCACACGUAGUGUGGGGGGAGGUGAAUGAGGACAGGGAGGGUGCAGCCCUACUACAGCCUGCUUUAGAGCUGGGACUAGCAUUACAGUGCAGCUUAGUGGACAACAUCGCACAACCCUGUCAAACCUAUGAUGUACAACUUGUACAUGCACCCUUUAUUUCUCUGGCAUACAGAUAGCAACAUAAAAAGCUAUAUAGAACAGUUUCUUAACUCAUACGUUUCCGACCAAACACUGUGAAUCCCUAGCUCUCCCCCUUCACAAGUGUGGCCAUAACAUCUCUGUCCAUUCAGUCCACCAACACCUGGUGUGAAUGUUCCCUGUAUGGUUCGGUAUUUCAAGAAUUGCUAAUGAUUCCCAUUGUUCUCUGACAAUGGUUCACAGACUCAAGAAAGCCUACUGUAAUUCAGAGUGGCCUAUAUUUUAUGCAACACUAUGCACUUCUGCAUGUAAAUUGAAUUUAUUAAGUUAUGGGUGUUAUUUGUGAGGGGAAAAAGUAUCACUGUAUAAUGUAAAUAGGGUAUAAUUACAGUUAUAUAUAAAUAACUUGUUGUUUUUUUGCUUUGUACCUGAGUGUUUGUCCCUCUCUAAUGUUUCUUAC